This is a messenger RNA of Chenopodium quinoa (quinoa), 1981 nucleotides long. RefSeq names its product beta-fructofuranosidase, cell wall isozyme-like. The transcript is spliced from 7 exons. Gene Ontology annotation, molecular function: hydrolase activity, hydrolyzing O-glycosyl compounds. Bases 34 to 1779 code for a protein of 581 amino acids. NCBI's taxonomy places the organism in Eukaryota, Viridiplantae, Streptophyta, Magnoliopsida, Caryophyllales, Amaranthaceae. Gene Ontology annotation, biological process: carbohydrate metabolic process. The record is from RefSeq and is a predicted model, not a curated record.
CAUAAUUAAUCAUCUCCUUAAUUUCCUACACAUAUGGCUUUGUUUUACUCAACAAAGCUAGUGUAUUCUCUUCUUCUUGCUUCUCUAACUCUCGGCUAUGGUGUAAUCGAGCUCCAAGCCUCCCGCCAUGUACAAAAUGUUGCAACUUAUAAUCAAUCUCUUUUAUCUGACGAUCAACCAUACCGAACUGCCUACCAUUUUCAACCCCUUAAGAAUUGGAUGAAUGAUCCGUGUGGACCGAUGAUAUACAGAGGAAUUUAUCACCUAUUUUACCAAUACAAUCCAAUUGGUGAUGGAUCACCCGAUGGUCCUCGUGUAUGGGGCCACUCAACAUCAUUGGAUAUGGUCAAUUGGACUCCACAACCCCUAACCUUGCAACCACAAAUGGUAUCGAAUAUGAAUGGGAGUUACACUGGGUCGAUCACUAUACUUCAGGGAUAUAAACCAGCCAUUCUCUUUACCGGAAUCACCCCUAAAAAUGAACAAGUCCAAGAUUUAGCCUUACCCAAAGAUUUAUCCGACCCAUUUCUUAAAGAAUGGGUUUUGGUGCCUCAAAAUCCAUUAAUGUAUCCUACCCUAGAAAAUAAUAUAAAUGCCAGUUCAUUUAGGGACCCGACAACUGCUUGGAUGUUGCCAGAUGGAAAUUGGAGAGUGGUUAUUGGGAGUAAAAUAGACCGUCUUGGUUUAGCUUUAUUAUUUAAAAGUAGGGAUUUUAUUAAUUGGGUACAAGUCGACCACCCUUUAUAUUCAUAUGAUCAAACUGGUAUGUGGGAAUGUCCUGAUUUUUUUCCUGUUUAUAGAAGUGGGUUACCAAUUGGUGUUGAUACCUCGGCUAUUGGUCCUAUUGUUAAACAUGUGCUUAAGAUUAGUUUAGAUGAUACUAAGCAUGAUGUAUACACAAUUGGUACGUAUGAUACUAUGAGAGAUGCAUAUGUUCCUGACGUGGGUUUUGAAAACGAUUCGAGUUUAAGGUAUGAUUAUGGUAAAUAUUACGCUGCAAAAACAUUUUAUGAUAGUUCUAAGAUGCAGAGGAUACUGCUUAGUUGGGUUAACGAGUCAUCGAGCUUGGAAGAUGACAUUAAAAAGGGAUGGUCUGGAAUUCAUGCUAUUCCUAGAAGAGUUUGGCUUGACACAUCAAAAAAGCAAUUGAUUCAAUGGCCAAUUUCAGAAAUUGAACUCUUGAGAGUUAACCCUGUCAUAUUACCCACCCAAGUGCUUAAAGGAGGAUCAACCAUAGAAAUUCUGGGGAUUACUGCUGCACAAGCAGAUGUAGAAUUAUUGUUUCGAAUUAGAGACGUAUCAAUCGUUGAGAGGUUUGAUGCAAGUUGGACCAACCCACAAUUACUUUGCAGCCAAAAGGGGGCCUCAGUAAGUGGUGGGCUCGGCCCAUUUGGGCUACUCACUUUGGCUUCUAAGGGCCUCGAAGAGUAUACUGCUGUUUUCUUCAGGAUUUUUAAAGAUUAUGACAAUAAUAGAUUUGUUGUUCUAAUGUGCAGUGACCAAAGCAGAUCUUCUUUAAAUCCAACACCAGAUAAAACAACAUAUGGAACUUUUGUGAACGUCGAUCCCACUUUUGAUGGGUUACGUUUAAGGACUUUGAUUGAUCACUCUAUUGUGGAGAGCUUUGCGAGCAAAGGGAAAAAUGUGAUAACGGCAAGGGUUUAUCCCACAUUGGCAAUAUAUGAUAAGGCUCAUUUGUAUGCCUUCAACUAUGGCAAUGGCAGCGUUGAUAUCACUUGGUUGACUGCUUGGUCUAUGAGAAAAGCUAAUAUUGCUUAAUUAGAACAACUUGAAAUCAAACCACUGCGCUCUGCUCGAUCCUCAACAUAAAUUACUAUCUUACUCUUAUUGUGUACGUUUACCUUAAAAAACAAUCGUUUAUAUUAUACUAUAGUAAUAUACUCAAUAUGAGUUGUAUUGAAACUUUGUAACAAAUAUACUUUGAGAAAUGAGAAUAUAUAGUUUGAAAAAAAAAGUUGAU